Molecule: messenger RNA, 742 nt
Organism: Brassica rapa (field mustard)
Lineage: Eukaryota; Viridiplantae; Streptophyta; Magnoliopsida; Brassicales; Brassicaceae
Product: two-component response regulator 24-like
Biological process (GO): phosphorelay signal transduction system
Source: RefSeq, a predicted model, not a curated record
CUAAAUCUAAACUCUAAGUAUCAUGAAAAGUUAAAGAUCUUUGAUCAAUCUUGGUGUAAUAAAAAAUGGAAAAUACCACUAGAUCUCCUCAGAAUCCAAAACAAAAUCCAACUGAUCCUGUUUUUGGGUGUUUUCAUAAGUUGAUGAAUCUUAUCGUUAUCAAUGUCUUCUCCUUUUAAAUAGAGACUGCAACGAGUUUUUCAGAUUCCAUCACAAACAUAUUUGCUUAGAAGUCUAUAAUAUUUUCUUAGAAGUUUUUGAGAUGGCUGGUGAAGUUCCAAAUUUGGAAGCGUCGAAGUUAACAGCUUUGGUCGUCGAUGACAACUUUGUAAACCAAAGUGUCCAUCAUAAACUUUUGGACCGUCUCGGGAUUAAAAACGACGUCGUAUCUAACGGCCAAGAAGCCGUUGACGUUCAUUGUUCCGGCAGAAACUAUGAUCUCAUCCUCAUGGACAUGGAUAUGCCCAUCAUGAAUGGUAUUCAGGCCACAAGGAGACUAAGAGAGAUGGGGAUAGAGAGCAAGAUAGCAGGAGUAACAACUAGAGCUGAGGAAGAAGAGGUGAAAGAGUUUAUGGAAGCUGGACUUAAUGACUUUCAAGAGAAACCUCUCACCAUUUCUAAACUUGUCUCUAUUCUUCAUAAUCUUGAGCUCUACGUCCAAACCUAGUUAAUAAUAUCUAUUUGUUAACCUUCACUUUAUAACAUACUUAUAGUUUUGAAUAUCCAUAGUUUCAAAUAGUAA